Chelmon rostratus (copperband butterflyfish) is the source of this 1817-nucleotide messenger RNA. RefSeq names its product E3 ubiquitin-protein ligase ZNRF2-like. Bases 421 to 1008 code for a protein of 195 amino acids. The transcript is spliced from 4 exons. Lineage: Eukaryota; Metazoa; Chordata; Actinopteri; Chaetodontiformes; Chaetodontidae. The record is from RefSeq and is a predicted model, not a curated record.
CUUUUAUUUUUCUUUCCAGACGGCCACAGUAGAGCACAAAAACAAACUUGAACCAGAUGGGCAGUAGGUCAACACUUGCGCCAAUGUCCUCGUCUGAAGGGGAGGAACUGAAAACUGAAAACUGACGCGAGUUUGCCUUUUUUAUUUUUCCAUUGUUGAAAAAAAGGGAAGGGCUCUGCCAAGAAAAAAAAAAAAGAUCGUUUGGAAAUUAAGUUAUGCGGCAGUGAGUGCGCACUUACGCACAGGGCGCAGCGUAAACUUUGAGAUGUUGGAUCAGCUCGCCUUUGUUGUUGCUCUUGUGUCUGGUUGUAUUUCCUUUGUUUGUGUCAGCUCUUCAGCACUCACUGUGACCAUGUGUCGUGGCUAAAAACUUUAAAGCGCACAAACAAAACAAAACAGACGAGGUAAGCCGGAGACAGCAUGGGGGGCAAACAGAGCAGCCCGGUAUUUGAUGGCAGAACUCGGGCUUAUUCCAGCUCCGAUCUCCCAUCUGGAAACUCCAGUGCAGGGGAAAGGAUUGCGGGGUUUAGGUACACCAACGGACCAGAUGGCCCCAGGAUACGGUACACGGGUGGAGGGCCAGCAAGCUCCGGGCUCAGUAUACCGGCCGGCGGCAGGUCAGGGUCACACGCACUCAAUCAGAGCCUCGAUGGCACGGAUGGUGACGACGAGGGCCAGCUGCCUCCCGAUGGUCACAGGUUGCUUAUUGGGUCCCUGCCGGCUCACCUGUCCCCUCACCUGCUGGGAGGCUUCCACUGUCCUGUUUGCUCCAAGUUUAUGGCAUCGGAUGAAAUAGAGAAGCACCUGCUCAUGUGUUUCAACAAAAUGCGUCUCAACUACAACAAGGACAUCCUGUCCAGAGACUCUGGGGAAUGUGCCAUCUGUUUAGAAGAGCUGGAGCAGGGAGACACCAUUGCCAGGCUGCCCUGCCUCUGUAUCUACCAUAAAGGGUGUAUAGACGAGUGGUUUGAGGUGAAUCGCUCGUGUCCAGAGCAUCCCGCAGACUAGGAGCUGCAAGGGUACAGUUUCAGGCUACUGUGCCUGCACCUCGUCCCAACACUGUAUGUUCCAGCCGAGCAUCAGCGCUCCUCAGGGAUUGUAAGACAUUGUUGUGUACAGGAUUUUUCAUAUUGCCUCAUGGAAUAUCGAUGGACUGUGGAUAUGUUUCUCUAGACGUCGCGGGAUGUUCAAAGAACCACUGGUGGAGUUGUUUUUUCUCCAAAAAAAUAUGUGAAUGUUCCUCACGCCACCUGCUGGCCUAAAGUUGGCUCCUGCGACCUGGGAUCUGAACUGAACUGAUUUGCUGAACAAGGUGUGGUGUUAUGGCAGAGGACUUGUAUAAUCAACACGGUGGGAGAGUGUGCCUCUAGUAGCCUUUUUUCAGCAAAGAUUUAGUUUCAGAAAACUGAAGGCUGAUGUUGUGCAAUGUAAAAACAGCCAUACAAAAUUAUAUCAGCUUUAAUGGGUGAUUACAGUGUUAAUGUUAGUUCUGAAGAUCUUAAUUUUAUUGCAAAAUUGGCUAUCAUUGUUUGUUAAACAAUCUUGUGUCCUAGACCGAACAGUCUAACGUGAAAUAGUCUGACUUUGUUAAUCACCUGGCCAUUGAGAACCACAGUAAUGUGACUGUGUAGUUUAGAGUUGGAAUAAAAGAUGGGUGAAAACAUAUCUAAUGAUGAUUCAUGCUCUCACUAAGGAGUGCCAUAAUAUGCUGCUAUGUCGUAGACUGGAAACGUUUCUUAUAACCUUUGAACCUUUGUUCAGUGUACUCUCUGUUUGUACUGUAAUGAACUGCACAACAAUAAAUGUUUUAUCUUGUC